CUGGUCCGGCAAAGAACCCGUUCGGCUGACGCACGGACCCACUGUACGGAGCAGGGCGCUUGUGUUUCGGAGGGCAGAGUACGAGUCGUGGCCGGCGGAGCUCAGGAGUCCAGCGCGGUCGCGAGUUUGGUCGCCUCUCUCCCCUGCAGACGCUGCCAUGGCGCAGUUCGUGUUCGAGAGCGACUUGCACUCUCUGCUUCAGCUGGACGCGCCCAUCCCCAAUGCACCCCUUGCGCGCUGGCAACGCAAAGCAAAGGAAGCCACGGGCCCAGCCCCUUCGCCCAUGCGGGCCGCCAACAGAUCACACAGCACCGGCCGGACUCCGGGCAGAACUCCUGGCAAAUCUAACUCCAAGGUUCAGACUACCCCUAGCAAACCUGGAGGUGACCGCUAUAUCCCCCAUCGCAGUGCUUCCCAAAUGGAGGUGGCCAGCUUCCUCUUGAGCAAAGAGAACCAGCCCGAAGACGGGGAGACGCCCACCAAGAAGGAGCAUCAGAAAGCCUGGGCUCUGAACCUGAACGGUUUUGAUGUGGAGGAAGCCAAGAUCCUCAGGCUCAGUGGAAAACCUCAGAAUGCCCCAGAAGGCUACCAGAACAGACUAAAAGUACUCUACAGCCAGAAAGCCACGCCUGGCUCCAGCCGGAAGACUUGCAGAUAUAUUCCUUCCCUGCCAGAUAGGAUUCUCGAUGCCCCUGAAAUCCGAAAUGACUACUACCUAAAUCUUGUGGAUUGGAGCUCUGGAAAUGUCUUGGCUGUGGCACUGGACAACAGUGUGUACUUAUGGAAUGCUGGUUCUGGCGACAUCCUGCAGCUGUUACAAAUGGAGCAGCCCGGGGACUAUAUAUCCUCCGUGGCCUGGAUCAAGGAGGGCAACUACCUUGCUGUGGGCACCAGUAAUGCUGAGGUGCAGCUCUGGGAUGUGCAACAGCAGAAACGACUUAGAAACAUGACCAGUCACUCCGCCCGAGUAAGCUCCUUAAGUUGGAACAGCUAUAUUCUCUCCAGUGGUUCACGCUCUGGCCACAUCCACCACCAUGAUGUUCGGGUAGCAGAACACCAUGUGGCCACGCUGAGUGGCCAUAGCCAAGAAGUAUGUGGCCUGCGCUGGGCCCCAGAUGGGCGACAUCUGGCAAGCGGUGGAAAUGAUAACGUGGUCAAUGUGUGGCCUAGUGGUCCUGGAGAAAGUGGCUGGGCUCCCCUGCACACAUUCACUCAACAUCAAGGUGCUGUCAAGGCUGUUGCGUGGUGUCCCUGGCAAUCCAAUAUUCUGGCAACAGGGGGAGGCACCAGUGACCGACACAUUCGCAUUUGGAAUGUCUGCUCUGGGGCCUGUCUGAAUGCUGUAGAUGCCCAUUCUCAGGUGUGCUCCAUCCUCUGGUCUCCCCACUAUAAGGAGCUUAUCUCAGGUCAUGGCUUUGCCCAGAACCAGCUGGUUAUUUGGAAGUACCCAACCAUGGCCAAGGUGGCUGAGCUCAAAGGUCACACAGCCCGGGUCCUGAGUCUCACCAUGAGUCCUGAUGGGGCCACAGUGGCAUCUGCAGCAGCCGAUGAGACUCUGCGGUUGUGGCGCUGCUUUGAGUUGGACCCUGCCGUGCGGCGGGAGCGGGAAAAGGCCAGCGUAGCUAAGAGUAGCCUUAUCCACCAAGGCAUCCGUUGACAACAAACCCAUUACCCCUCGGUUUUUUUUUGGUUUUUUUUUGUUUUGUUUUGUUUUUCUAAUAAAGUUGUA
Molecule: messenger RNA, 1729 nt
Organism: Psammomys obesus (fat sand rat)
Lineage: Eukaryota; Metazoa; Chordata; Mammalia; Rodentia; Muridae
Gene: Cdc20
Product: cell division cycle 20
Exons: 10
Coding region: 158-1657 (499 amino acids)
Biological process (GO): positive regulation of anaphase-promoting complex-dependent catabolic process; positive regulation of ubiquitin protein ligase activity; anaphase-promoting complex-dependent catabolic process
Cellular component (GO): anaphase-promoting complex
Molecular function (GO): anaphase-promoting complex binding; protein binding; ubiquitin ligase activator activity
Source: RefSeq, a predicted model, not a curated record